Molecule: messenger RNA, 2021 nt
Organism: Mus caroli (Ryukyu mouse)
Lineage: Eukaryota; Metazoa; Chordata; Mammalia; Rodentia; Muridae
Source: RefSeq, a predicted model, not a curated record
CUCCAAACGGAGGCUGAAGGGGUUAACCCAGCUGUAGCUAAUUGAGCAGAGGGAUUCAGCCUCAGCCUGGAGGAGGGCCUGUUCUAUCACUGCCUCCCUUUGGAUUGCCUUUCAUGUUGCCAUGGUGAUCCCUAGGCUACCCAGGAUACCCAUUGCUGCCCCAGAAUUCUCUGCUUGAGCAGAGCGGCUCUCCCUUCAGCCUGUUUAGAACACCUUUCUUUUUACUAUGAUAUGCUCAAGCUCUGCAAAAACCAACACCGCUUUGUCCAUACAGACCACAGGAGUGAAUAAUUCAGAGUCCUCUGUCCUGGGCCAGGACUAAGGCUUCUUGACAGCGCCACCGUGGAGAAGAUGGAAAGCAGGUUGUGAAAAGGAGCCAGGUACCGGCAAACCAACGUCACUGGCAGAAUGCAGCUCAACCCUCUGUCUCAGGAAACGUGGAGACAUGGACAACACCGUGCCUACUCCAAUGUCACUGAAAGGUUGUCUUGCUUGACUCUCCAGGAGCCCAGUGUCAGCCAUCUCUGCCAGAUUCUCUCUCCUGGACCCAGAAGAUCCUUCUUGCUUGAUGACUCUUUGUCCAAUUCCAUCCAGCGAGAGUCCCUGGCUGUUCCCACUGGGCUUGAGGACAGUGCCUCCAGUGAUCAGCAGCAGCAGCAGCAGCAGCAGCAGCAGCAGCAGCAGCAGCAGCACAGAGCUGUCCCUGAGGAUCUGGAAGAGGAGGAAAUCGCCCCAACAGACGUGAAAUACCGCCUGCAGCUGCUUGAGCAGGCCCCAUUACGGAGCAUGAGUUCCAGUGUACACAGCCAGUGCCACAAGCCUGGGUUGCUGCCAUUCAGCAAAACCCAGAGAGAGUGGUUCAAGCCCUGGACCAUGACAAACCCUGAGGCUGAGCUCUCCCAUUCAGGUCACACCCAGGGCAGAAGAGCAACACCAAGAGGACAGCUGAGACAUGUGGAGUAUGACAGCCAGGACCAGGACACCCAAGUCCUAGUGUGGAGUCAUGCCCUCUUCCCCGGUCUAGACAGGAGCAGUCAGGGAGUCAUCCAAUCCGCCCAGCACGUGUCGAGGCAGAAGGGAAUGGUAUCUGGUUGGUGGUCUAUGACCCACGCACAUCAUGAGACAAGCCAGACAAAGCAUGGGACAGCCUUUGUGGGGACAAAGAGAACUGCCAAGUUUAAUGAUGCUACAACAGCCAGGAUGCCCUCUCUGCCACCUCUCAAGCUCCUGGAGAAAAAAAGGAAGAGUAGGUGUCCCCCCAACACAGCUGGGGUCUUCCAAGGCAGAUUACAAUCCGAAGUGACCAGCAAGCAGAUCUUCCAAGACUGGAGAACUCAGUCCCAAGGGCGCUUUGGAAGCAACGAAAAGCUCCCGGAGUCAUCUGAGGAUCAAGUCAACACGAAGGUAGCAUACAUGCCCUUGUUUUCUGAAAGAGUGAAGUUUGUAAGCCCCAGAACAGUUGCAUCAAACCUGAGACAAACACAUUCUCAACUGAGUAAGAAAAGCCAAGCAGGUCAGCUCCAGAAUUUGGCCUCACAAAAGGAACAUCUGGAGAAAAGGACUGCCUGAAUAAAUUCUGGGAAAUCACAACAGAAGCCUGUAAUCCCAGCACUCCGCUGAGGCAGGACUGCUACUCAGCUUUCAGCCCAGUUGCUGCCGCUUGUCAAAUGUCUUGGGAUGCUAGCAGAACAACGAUGAAUUGUUUCUUGGGGAAGGGAGGCGGCUCCAUUGUCCCAGAAGGGCAAUUGUGUUCCAGAAGACCUGAGAAGAAAGGCUUGCUGGCUGUGGGAUUUACAGGUAUAAUCUUCUUACAGAAGUAACAGAAGCCCAAGGACAACACAGCUGCUGUGAGAAGCCUGUGCUAAGUUCCCAUGGGGGCCAGGGUGGGGAGGGGCCCUCAUUUAUUCCCUAAGGGAUAGUGCACUGACUUAGAUUUUGAGAUGGUAGCCUAAAUGAGCCUUGGAACCCCCAUCUUCCUGCCUCUGUCUCCCAAAUUCUGGAAUUACAAACAUGUCACCAUG